AUCAAAGCUGGGAUGUCCCUUCCUUGGAAGACGAAAGACAAGCAAACUCAGGCAGGAACGGAGAGACCCCUUUGCGCUUAAGCCGUCUGUUUUUUUCCCCUUCGUUUCCCUCCGUUGCGCUUUCUCAACUUUCGCAUUUCAUUUUCUGAUAUCAGUCAGGCCUGUUCCUUCGGUCUCCCUUCGCUUCUUGUCCUUUCACGCCAGCACCAGUCAUCUUGCAUUGGGCUCAGUCCGUCACUUUAGCGCCAGCAACGGACCCCGCGAUAAUUGCCUUGCUUCGUCCACCAACUCUCUCCCUCCACUCUGCGUGUUUUGCCCCGCUCCACGAGAAAGCUAUUCUGUCGCAAUUGUCCUCCGCGAAACCAGAACAGACAUACUACAAAGCUCCUUUCCCAUCUCCAAGCGAUUUUACAAUCAUGUCUUCAGCAGCUCCCCACGGCAGCAACAGUGCUUCCAGCACCAAUGGCGUGGUGGACAUCAAGAAUUUGGGUCACGUCGAAACCCCCAAAGUUGAAGGGACAUGGACCGUCGAGAAGGCUCUUGAGAUCUCUCCAGGCACCGCAGGACCUGCGGACGCCGGCUCACCGCUCCCUUACUUCCAUCUGAUUGAGCGCCUCAAGACAACCAAGCGGGAGGGUUGGCGCCGCUUUGGUAUCGCGAGAGGAGAAUCCAUCGCCGACCACAUGUACCGCAUGUCCCUUUUAUCGAUGCUCGCCCCGCCCGCUCUUGCGCCCCGUCUCGAUCUCGCGCGAUGCAUGAAGAUGUGCCUGAUACACGACAUGGCCGAGUCUCUGGUCGGAGACAUCACACCCGUCGAUGGCGUGGCGAAGCCCGAGAAGAACAGACGUGAGGCGGAGACGAUGGACUAUAUCACCAAGAACCUUCUUGGCAGUGUCUACGGCGGUAUCCCAGGUGCCGAGAUUCGCGAGAUCUGGCAAGAGUACGAGGACUCCCAGACCCUCAACAGCCACUACGUACACGAUCUGGACAAGAUGGAGCUGCUUCUCCAGAUGAUGGAGUAUGAGAAGCGCGGGCAGGGCAAGCUUGACUUGGGCGAAUUUGCAUACGUCGCGACCAAGUUCACAUUGCCCGAGACCAAGGAAUGGGCGGACGCUCUGCUCAAGGAGCGCGAACAUUUCUGGGGCACCCAGCAGCACGUCCACGGCGAGGAUGGUAUCGAAGGCGGUGUCCAGGAAGACCGGCGACAGCAGCAAGAUGAUUACUACGAGCGCAAAUGAUGCACGCGCCGAAUAGAUGAUUGAUGAGCGCUAUGCACAGUGGUACCGUACUUGGGUACAGAUAUGUGGGACUGUGAAACCUGCCAGCGGUGUUGGCCACCGUGAACCUAGGCGUCAUUGUGUUGCGGGGGGGAAAUCGAGUUACGGGUCCUGGCACAAGUUGCUUGCAUUACAUGGUGUUGCAUGUAGCAUAUGAUAGAUGAUACCUGGGGCUUAGAGAAAAGCUGGACCAAC
Messenger RNA from Colletotrichum scovillei, 1472 nucleotides. RefSeq lists its product as uncharacterized. The coding region runs from base 417 to 1238 and encodes 273 amino acids. The record is from RefSeq and is a predicted model, not a curated record. Gene Ontology annotation, molecular function: 5'-deoxynucleotidase activity. Gene Ontology annotation, cellular component: cytoplasm. NCBI's taxonomy places the organism in Eukaryota, Fungi, Ascomycota, Sordariomycetes, Glomerellales, Glomerellaceae. The transcript has 3 exons.